AAAUAUCAGAACUCAGACCCCCCACCCCAAUCCUCUCAAAACCUCUCUCUCUCUCUCUCUCUCUCUCUGUAAAGAUGGCUUCGACGACUGCUGUAACUGCUCAGGUCACAAACCUUAACGGGCUAUGCGACUGGAAAAGGCCUUUCCCUGCUUCACUUCCUUUAGCAUGUUCUGCCUUGUGGAUUGAAGUUGCAGGAAGACAUUAUGGAAACCUGAAUUUAAAUGCAAAUGUUGUUGGCAAGCAGCUGUUGUCUUGGUCUGGCAAGUGGAAAUCUGAGCGAAAUUACAGAUCUUUCCGUGUGAUUGGUUUAUUUGGAGGGAAAAAGGAGAAUAGCGAGAAGAGCGAUGAUGCACCUUCAAAGGCAGGAAUAUUUGGAAACAUGCAGAACUUAUACGAGACUGUAAAAAAGGCACAAAUGGUUGUCCAAGUUGAGGCAGUUCGGGUGCAGAAAGAACUUGCUUCAGCAGAGUUUGAUGGUUACUGUGAAGGUGAGCUAAUCAAGGUAACACUAACUGGCAACCAGCAACCUGUACGGACAGAAAUAACUGAAGCUGCAAUGGAAUUAGGUCCAGAAAAACUUUCACUUUUAGUUACCGAGGCAUACAAGGAUGCUCACCAAAAGAGUGUCCAGGCCAUGAAAGAAAGGAUGAACGACCUUGCCCAAAGCCUAGGAAUGCCACCAGGACUCGGUGAGGGGUUAAAGUGAAGGUGCAUUCCUCUCAUGAUGGUGUCCAACACGUGCAUCAAUUUUGUAACUGGACUGGUUAGAAGUGCUUUCGGUACCAUGACUGGAAAUUUAUUAUCUGUUUAUCAUAUUAACUGCUUAGAUUCAAAAGAAAGAGUAUUUUGAAAUUUGUGAUCUUUGUUGUUAUAACAUUCAAUAAUAAUUGGUGGUUAAACUAAAUCAACUAGUCAAUCAAAUUCUACUUCAUCCCUCA
Populus euphratica (Euphrates poplar) is the source of this 939-nucleotide messenger RNA. RefSeq lists its product as uncharacterized. Gene Ontology annotation, molecular function: DNA binding. The transcript is spliced from 8 exons. Bases 75 to 707 code for a protein of 210 amino acids. NCBI's taxonomy places the organism in Eukaryota, Viridiplantae, Streptophyta, Magnoliopsida, Malpighiales, Salicaceae. The record is from RefSeq and is a predicted model, not a curated record.